AAACAUUCCUCUCGCGCGACUUAACCGCUUGAAUCAUCGCGAAGUUUCCUGCUAUUUUGUAUUUUGGUGGCAGGCAGAAGGCAGCAAUAACCCGUGGAGACAAGUCCAAGAAAGGUGGAGACUCCUGGGUUAACUUCCUGACAAUAAUCCUGAAGCACCACCAGGAGAGAAGCGGGGACGCUGCUGCUGUUGCUGUUGCUGUUGCUGCUGCUGCUGCUGCUGGGGCAAGGACUAAUGGAUAUACGGCUGACUCUACUUCUUUUUCGGCAGUGAAUCGACACUUUGGUUGGUAACAUCUACCUGGCUAGUUAGCUAGCUAGCAGUGAGGCUGCUGCUGCUGGAUAAGACAUUCCCAGCGUUUGAUAGCGAGGCGGUGGGAGAGGAGGAAUGGAGGUCCUGGUGGAGUACGAGUACGAAGCGCUCCAUGAUGACGAACUGACCCUGCGACCCGGCGAGAUCAUCAAGAACGUGCGCUAUAUAGAAGAGGAUGGCUGGAUGGAGGGGGACCUCAACGGGAAGAGGGGGCUCUUCCCUGACAACUUUGUAAAGGAAGUGAAGAAGGAAUCCAAAGAGGUCAAGGAAACAAAGCCUGAGCCGAAAGAAGAAGCCUCUCUGCCUCUGAGGAGAGAGAAGAGCGCCGGAAACGUGGCCAACCUGGUCCAGAGAAUGAGCACCAUCGGCAUCCCGACCGGGGGCUUCCUGCCUCAGCCACCCGCUGCUUCAAAGAAGCCCAAGAGGAGACAGUGCAAGUCUCUGUUUGACUAUCAGCCACAGAACGAGGAUGAGCUGGACCUGAAGGUCGGAGACAUCAUCGACAUCACUGAAGAGGUCGAAGAGGGCUGGUGGAGCGGCAAUUUGAACGGCAAGUCGGGAUUGUUUCCCUCCAACUUUGUCAAAGAGCUGGAUACCUCUGGAGAGGACAUGGAGUCCAACGACACGGCGGUGGAGGAGACGGAUGGAAGUGGAAUGGAAAGCGCCUCCAUCCCCACAUCCCCUCAGCCUGCCUCAGGGAACGGAGUUGUUGCUCAGCCGAAGAAGAUCAGAGGCGUGGGCUUCGGAGAUAUUUUCAAGGAAGGCUCUGUCAAACUAAAGGUCCGCCUGCCGAGCCCCGACACGGAGGAGAGGAAGGGGAGACCAAUCCCAUCAUUACCAUCCGCUGCAAAGCCCGCCCAUCCCAACAUGACAGACUCGCAGAGAGCAGACGGAGACAACAAAUCCAAAGUGAAAGAGUACUGUAAAGUCACGUUUGCUUUCGAGGCUACAAACGAGGAUGAGCUGACCAUAAAGGAGGGCGAUGUCCUCCACAUCCUGAGCAAGGACACAGGAGAGCCCGGAUGGUGGCGAGGGGAGAUCGGGGGCAGAGAGGGCGUCUUCCCUGACAACUUCGUAACCGUGGUGUCUGAUGCAGAGAAAGAGACCCCCACGUCGAGAGGGUCAGUGAGGUCAUCUCCUAAGCAGGAGCCAGAGGAGAAGCCGAAGAAGCCACCUCCGCCUUCAAAAAGCAUAGCACUCAAGCCGGAGUUUCCCAGUGUGGACAGGAAGCCUCAUCCCAUCAGGCCAGAGGACAAAGGUGAGAAGCCCAAUCUAGAACACAAGCCAUCGAAGCCCGCAGCGCCAGUGGUCCCGCCCAAAAAGCCGGUCCCCCCUCCUGGGAAAGGCAGGCCGGGGAGCCUCCCACCCAAGAGGCCGGACAAGCCUCUUGCUCCAUCGCCAAAGCACAAUGGAGAGGUGCCUUCCACACGACCAAAAUCCGAAUUUGAGCCAUCGUUGCUCAUCAAACCCAAAACCCCUGGGGACUGUGGGGAGAAGUCCUCGGAUGUUGAUCUGAUGAGUUUUGAUGAGCUGUCGUCUACCUCGGAGAAGCUCUCUCACCCCACCGUUAACAGACCAAAGAUGCCUGGCAGGAGGCUGCCCGCGCAGUUCGGUGGAGCACACUCGCCCACCAAGGAAUUGAACAUGGAGAAAUCUUUCAAGGUUGACGAAGAGGAUGCUGCCAAACCAAAGCUAACAGACACCAGAAAGCCUUCCACAAACAUCAGAUCCCAGUCACCGCCACCGCCACUCCACAAACCUACCGUGUCCAGCAGUGAGGCCCAGCCCAGCGCAAACAGCACAUCUCAGGGCAGCAGGGCCCGACUGGAGCCUGAGGAGCCCGGCUCCCAGCUGGAGGAGCUAAGGAUCCAGAUGAAGGAGCUGCUGAUGUCUGUGGAGAUGCUCAAGGCCCAGCAAAUGAAAGAGAUAGCGGAGCUCCGAGGGGAGCUGGAUGAGGAGAAGCUGAAGCGCAUGGCUCUGCAGAUGGAGAUAGAUAAACUGAAGCGGAGCGCCCACUCGACGUGAGGCCCUCGAUCCUUUCAACAGCAAGCCUUAAGGUCAGCUGGUGUCGUGUCGACCAACCAGAGAGCAGCAGGGCGGUGACAGGUGAUAGCUGAAUGGACGGAGAGAGGGUGGUGAAUCACAUGAACCACACAGAGCACAAUCUUUUUUUCCCCCUGUGAUCUACGGAAAUAAAAUCCCCAUAUUUGUAAGAUUUACACUUUGCACAUAUAAAAAAGCUAGAUGUAAUUUAGUAACAAAUGUAUAUGUCUUUUUUUUCUUUUGCCGAUACAAAAAAAACGAGGCCUUAACUUCAAACUACUGCGCUGGACUGUCCCGCUCUUUGUCUAUCACUCCGGCGUUCCUUGACCUCCAUCAGGGUGGAGGUUCGUACUACUGACUUUGUAUAAAGCAGGGGUCGCUUGUUUACCCCGCCUAGUUUUCUUUCUCUCAUUUUUUUUUUAUGGUGCACAAAUAGUUGAUUUUAAAAUUGAUUUCAGUUCUUUUGAUUGUCAUAGCAAAUGUUUUUCCUACACAGCGCCCGUCAACAGUACUCCACCCUGCAGCGCUCUUGUUUUAUAUAGCAUUCCUAUCCAGGGUAACACUACUGUGCCUGUUUAACAAAAAUAUAUAUAUAAAGUGUUUAUAUUGGGAGCUUAGAAUACCAUGAUGGUGUCUGGAAGUUUUGCAGCAUGAUAUUGUAUAUCUAUAUUUUUUAAGUCCACUGACAUGCCUAUAGUCAAAUACUACAGUAUAUAGAGAGCCUCUUCUGUGCCGGGCUCUUCUAUUUUUGACAAAAAUCACUGGGAAUGUUCUCAGAAGUUUAGCCAGAUUUAUGCUCUGCAGUUUAUGCAGAUAGAUAUUGCAUGCAAAAAACGUAAAAGAAGAAAGGAGAGGCAGCCUCGUUAUGAUCCUCUCCACAACCUGCUAGUAAUUCCGGCCAUCAUCCCUUUUAUCCCUGCCACGGCCCGUUCUACCUCCUCCCCUUCUUUCUCCCAUCUCUAAGAUUCAAAAAUGAAUUGAUGUGUAAUGUUAUCUAAUCAUAUUUACAUGUCCUGUAGUCUGCAUAUCUUGCCACAUUCCAACUACAAUGGUUAACUGGAAGCAGAGAGCAGCAAUAAUGAAUGAAUGAAAUGAACUCACACUCCUUAUCCUAACUCAGUUUGAGGACCAGAGUUUAUUUGUGUACCUUUUUUAUGCGGUUGUAUUGUGCUUCAAAACAUUUUCUUGGUGGAAGUUUUUGUAUGUAGAAAAAAUGAGACAAUCCUGGUGAGAAUUGGUGCAAACUGUGUCAGUUUAGCCACCUAGCGUCAAAACUAUAGCGAUAACAAGAGCUAUCUGUCAGUUGAAUAGUCAGAGCACCCCUCUGGUCCAAACUGGAAUAUGUCUUUUAACAUAAUAUACAUGGCAAAUACCUUUGGUACAGACAUUCAUGGCCCCCAGAGGAUACAUCCUUGGUGAACCCCCCCCCCCCCCCGGUUUUAUUUCUUUGUGUGACGCCAACAACAUAUCAAAGUUCUCAAUUAUCGAGUGAAAAGUCAAAAUAUCAAUCGGCCCAAUAUUUAUCAAAUGUGUCUUUGGUGAAAAUAUUUAAGAGUUGCUUAAUGCCAGCGUUUCAAAUUUUACCAUGCUAACAAGCUAAAUCAAUUCAGUAAACAUUAGCAAGUUAGCUUUGUUCGUGAACAAUACUGGACUUUAAAGCCGAUAUUAAUAAAACAAAGUUGGCACUAAUCUGCCAGCUAUGUGUACCAUUCUCUGUGUUAAUACAUGGUAUGAAGAAACAUUUGUUGAUAAGGAUCUUACAGUUUCAAUAUAACUAGCAAAACAUCUGGUCAUGCGGUUUUAAAACAUACCUUUGGAGCGUCGGCUGCUUUGUUAGCAUAUCUCUCAAAGCUCGGAGUAAAGACUAAGACAGCUACCAGAGAGACACCACCACUAGGAGUCGCUCAGAUCUUCAAAUCCCACACAUAAACCUUCUAAGAUGAAUAUAGUAAAAGGAAAACAAAGUGAACACUGAUUUAAAACUGGUGAUAUAAAUUGUUUUCAGCCCAACAGAACUAUUUCUAUCUCUCUGGAUGCUUAUCUGUAUUAAUAUCGGAGUAAGCACAGUUCAGAGCUACAGAAAUGGGUGGAACUAAUGGUUAGUACAAUGUCAGUUACUCUGUCAGCUCUAACUUGUAGCCCUUAGCUCUGGAUGUUCAGUGCUGAGGUUAUGUCGGUUUUGAGAAACGUUUGCGACUCCAGUACAGUACCAAGUGGAACACCCUUUGGAGUCUAUAUGAGUUAGAGGAGCAUUUCAGCCCUGAGUCUGAAUAUUGUAAAGCUGUUUAACAUCAGUACAAGUAAUGUUUAUUUUUUUUAAAUAUAUAUAUAUAUCUAUACAUGUCUCACAAAUGUCUUAAAGAAGUGUUACUUUUCUUUUAAAUCAUCCUCAGGCUUUGUUCCAUGUGUUUGAUGUGUGUGUGCAUGCUCGCAAAGUGUAACAGAGGCCAUGAUGUUGGACUCCAGAGUGCUUUGACUAAGUUUAUACUGUAUAUCUGACCUUAAUGAGCAUGGCACUCAUGCAAUGUGCUUCCUGUUUGAGGGAGCAGCUCUUAGAUGAUAUGUCUGGGCAAUGAAAUAAUCACAAUUUGGGAAACGGGGACCUGGGAUUUGGGUGAUAGCUCAUCAUAUGAUAUCUGUAAUACGGCUUCCACAUAUUGUACAUUCCAGAGUUUAACACCAAGAGAAUAGAAAUCUGUGCACAUCUAUAAAAUAUGUUCAAGUGAUUUGUUUACAAAAGCUGUAUCCUUGCAUGAGCUGAGAUUCUUUUCAAAAAUGAAUAAAUAUCAUCUUUAUUUACUGUCA
Molecule: messenger RNA, 5160 nt
Organism: Eleginops maclovinus (Patagonian blennie)
Lineage: Eukaryota; Metazoa; Chordata; Actinopteri; Perciformes; Eleginopidae
Gene: cd2ap
Product: CD2-associated protein
Exons: 19
Coding region: 388-2337 (649 amino acids)
Biological process (GO): actin filament organization; cell migration
Molecular function (GO): protein binding
Source: RefSeq, a predicted model, not a curated record